UUUGACUUUUUUGUUUCGCAGCAGCUGCCAAUUACUGGCUAGGUAAACCUAACGAAUCAUCAUCCGCAUCUGGUUAAAGCGGGAUCCAUGGUUGACCGAUUCACGGGUCGAAGGGACACGAAGAGGAAGAUGCGCAGAUGGAGAUCGUCUGUGUCCGCCUUGUUGUUUGACCCAAAUCAUCCUACGCCAAUCUCUUUUGGAUAUCAAGUCGGAGUUGGGUUAUCCAGCUCGUCACCUUCGCGGAAUAUGCUGACCUGCACGCAAUCAUUCAUCCCUGAUUGGCUCGUAUUUUAAGAAUCGCAUCCAAAGAACUUGUCAUCAGAUGAAAAGUCGGGUUCUGUGCCUUUCCUUUUCAUUUGCUUUGGAGGAGCAAUUUCGAUGUUUACUUCCUGCAUGGUCCUUUGCCUUUGAAGUUUCGAUGUUUACCUCCCGUGUGGUCCUUUGCCCUUUGAAGUACUCCGCUUUCUUCCCUGCAAGUGAUCCGUCUGUUCUUGGAUUCUUUGACUUUAAAUUGAAGUUUGUUUGAGCAAACGAAGAGAAAAAGAAGAAGAAGAUUGGAGAGUGAGUUCUUUUGUUGCAGGUUGGGAGCAAUUUAAUUUAGUUGGUUGACUUUCUAGGAGUCCAAACAUACUGGUGGUUUGCAUCAAAACAUGAUGUUGGGGCAGAGACUUUGAUAGGGUUUGAGGAGAGUAUACGACCAUGGAUCCUCUGUUCUUUGAUUCCUCCGCUUGUAUCAAUGGAGAUGAUCGUCCCAUAGAUAGCCAUGCCUUUUCAACUAGUCCAGAUCGAUACCCGAGUCUCACAGAUGGUUUCUUUUUGGAUGACCCUUUCCUAGAUCUUAAAUCCUCAGAUAGUGCUUUUCUUUCGAAUAAAGUAGACCGUCCAAAUGAUCUCCCUUCAAAAUCUAUCGACCUCGGUAUUGGAGAUCUAAUGUUUCCCUCGACAAGAGGGAUCUCAAAUGGAGGCCCAUUUGGUCCAUCUAUGACCUUGAGAAGUGCCCUGCCUCCGUUGGGGGACACUGAUUCAUCGGAUCCUGUUCUAAAGUACAUAAGUCAGAUGCUUUUGGAAGAGAACAUGGAGGAGCAACCGUGGGAAUUUGCUGAUCAGGUUGCUCUGCAGAAUGCAGAAGAGUCAUUGUACAAUGCCCUUGGUCAGCAGCAUUCAGAGGUGUCUGUUCAGAGCCCCUCACAGUUUGUUUUAAGCCAUUAUAUCGAGAGCCCAAAUGGCAACCUUUCUGGAAGUGCCAGUGCUUGUGGAAGCCGCGAUGCCACAAGUGUUACUGUUAGCUCUAGCGACUCAGCUGUUGCUAAUAUUCUUUACACAAUUGAAGAACAUAACCAUGCUGUGCAGGAAAAUUCUGACCUGGACUUCCAGUCGAAUGUGGAUUCCAGUUCACGGUUGUUGUCUAAUUCUUCAAGCAGCAUCGCGAAUUAUGAUGAUGGGUCUGAGGAAUCUUUGCGUGAGCUUCUUGUCAAGAGCAUUUUCAGUGAUAGUGAGUCUAUGGUUCAGUUCAAGAAAGGAUUAGAGGAGGCCAGCAAUUUCCUUCCUACAAACAGUCAAUUAGGAAUUAACCCAGAGGACAGCAAACCACCAUUGGAAACAGAGAAAGGAACCCCAAGAAUGCUCAUCAAUGAGGAGAUCAACAUGAGGUGCUUAUCUGAUGGAUUCAAGGGAUUCAAAAAUCAUGAGAGGGACGAGGACGCUUUUGAGGAAGGCAGGGCCAAUAAGCAAACAGCCUUGUAUACAGAGGAGAGUGAAUUUUCCGAUUUGUUCGACAGGGUGUUGCUAUGCAACGAAAAUGGUGAGGCUAUGUGUUCUGGCGAUAAAUCUGUGGAGACAGGGCUGAACAAAGACAUACGACCACAAAGGAAGAAGCGCGGUUCCAAUAGAGGUAGGGGUCGUGGCAAGAAGCAGGGAAGUGAGAAUACUGUUGACUUGAGCACUCUUCUGAUUCUCUGUGCCCAAGCCAUCUCUACUAGUGACUUCAGGACCGCUAAUGAAUUAUUGAAGCAGAUUAGAGAGAACUCUUCUCCAUCUGGCGAUGGGUCUCAAAGACUGGCCCAUUACUUUGCCAAUGGGCUAGAGGCACGAUUGGUGGGCAAUGAGACUCGAACGCAGCACUUCUAUUCUAUUCUUGUUGCCAGGACGACCUCAGUAGCCAAUAUCUUGAAAGCUCUUCACCUUCACAUUUCGACAUGUCCGUUUCAUAAGUUAUCCAUUUGCUUUGGAAAUUACAUGAUUUUGAGAAUAGCAGAGAAAGCCACUACCUUACAUAUAAUAGAUUUUGGCAUUGCAUUUGGUUUUCAAUGGCCAACCCUCAUACAGAAGCUCUCUUCUCGAUCAGAAAGGCCCUGUAAAUUGCGCAUCACGGGGAUAGAGCUUCCACAGGCUGGUUUUCGCCCAUCAGAAAAACUUGAGGAGACAGGUCGUCAUUUGGAGAAGUAUUGUGAGCGUUUUAAUGUCCCUUUUGAAUUCAAUUGCAUAGCAUCGAAGAAUUGGGAAUCCAUCAAACUCGAGGAUCUCAAGAUUCAAAGCAAUGAGACGGUUGCUGUGAAUAGUUUAUAUCGGUUUGGCAAUCUCCUUGACGAGACAGUUGGGGACAACUGUCCACGGGAUGCUGUGUUGAAUCUAAUUUGGCAAAUUAAACCGGAUAUUUUUUUUCAUGCUGUAUCUAACGGCUCCCACAAUGCGCCCUUUUUUCUGACAAGAUUCCGUAUGGCACUUUUUCGUCUUUCUGCAGUGUAUGAUAUGUUUGAUGCUAUUUUAGAUGGCGACAGCAAUGAGAGGUUGGUUAUUGAGAGAGAGUUCUAUGGACGGGAAAUUAUGAAUGUUGUAGCAUGUGAAGGUUCGGAAAGGGUUGAGAGGCCAGAAACGUACAAGCAAUGGCAGGUUCGUCAUGUGAGGGCUGGGUUUAAGGCGAUUCCUCUGGACCAAGAGCUCAUGACGUUGUUUAGGGGUAAGAUGAAAGAAUGUUACCACAAGGAUUUUGUGCUUAAUGAUGACGGCUACUGGAUGCUGCAAGGUUGGAGAGGUCGAAUUCUCUAUGGUGCCUCCUGUUGGGUGCCCACUUAGGAUGGCUCCAAAAGGAAUGUUUUCUGUCAUGACCUGCAAAUUGCAGGGAUUCUUACCGAGUCGACAGGUCAAGGAUUUUAUUAGAGUAGCUUAGAAUGUACCUAUCUCCCGCUCUUCUGUUUGCGCAUGUAUCUUUUUAAUUGCAAACUGUUUUGAAUCUGCAAUGUUUUCUUACUGUUUAUCAAACCUUGAGAUAGGAAGAUACGUUUUGCAGCUUCUAUGCUGCACGGCAUUGCUGAUUUUGCCGAUAUUGUGUCAUGAAUUGUCUAUUAUAUAUCUCCCGAUUUCUGCAAGUAACAUGGCAGCUCGAAGCUGAUAAUGGGUAUGGGUGCGGGAUUAUCAUGUA
This is a messenger RNA of Eucalyptus grandis, 3418 nucleotides long. Its product is annotated as scarecrow-like protein 34. Gene Ontology annotation, cellular component: nucleus. Bases 700 to 3072 code for a protein of 790 amino acids. NCBI's taxonomy places the organism in Eukaryota, Viridiplantae, Streptophyta, Magnoliopsida, Myrtales, Myrtaceae. The transcript has 2 exons. Gene Ontology annotation, biological process: regulation of DNA-templated transcription. Gene Ontology annotation, molecular function: DNA-binding transcription factor activity; sequence-specific DNA binding. The record is from RefSeq and is a predicted model, not a curated record.